GCGCAAACUAGGGAGUGGAACUUUUAGUUACACAAAAAGUAUAUAGUCUAUGGCGACUUUGCAAGGGUCGCCCACACGGGCACCGGGCACGCACCGUGCGCUACUACGGCCCUCCUCGUCCCUGCCUCCCUGCCUCGCCUCGCCUCGCGCCUCGCACUCGCUUCAUCCAUCAGUCAGUCAUUCGACAACACGCGUAUCGGACGUUCAGUCUCUCGCCUCUACUCGUUUGUUAUUUACGCGUACAACUGGGUCACGAGUGUGUGAUAGUACGAAACUGUAAACUUACGCAGUGCUGUUUCGUGAAUGGUCUUGUUGUAAACAGUGACAGUGAACAUAGGUUUUGUGACAAAACAGCGGCCCUUUUGAAGUGUACGGGAUGCGUGCGUGAGCGCAGCGCAUGACGUGCUACGAAACGCUGAGAGCUCCGGCACCCGCCGCGGACGCCCCCAUGGCGCACCACUUUGUCAAGUGGUGGCGUAACAAGUUUAGAAAUGGAUACAAGAAAUUUAGCAUCGGUACGGAGAGUGAGCGUACGGACACCGAAGAGCUCGUUGGUCGUGCAGCAUCGCAGUGCUCCGCCCCACCAGACCUGUUGCCCAGUGAGGCGAGGGCCCUGCUGGCGCCCGCCACGCCGCCGCCGCCGCCGCCGCCGCGCACGCUGCGGCCCCAGGAACCCACCUGCAAGCCCCCGUCCAAACCACCCUCGCCCGCUCCACCACAUGAUCACCAUGACGACAAACAUACAAGACUGCGAUUUGAGGAGCUGACAUGCGAUGUGGAAUUAAAGCAUCCAGAACCAUCUAAACAACAGCCAUUACAGUUUUCCUUCACUCUGUACGACCUUGACGGCCACGGUCGCAUGACAAAAGAUGAUAUAGCCGGCAUUGUGUCGACGAUAUACGAAUCGAUAGGGAAGUCGGUCACAGUACCGCACUAUGGGUCCAAAACCAUACAAGUGCGGCUAACUGUCGUGCCGGAAGGAGGGAACGCACGGACGCAUCGGGAGCGGCGGGAAGCCAGGCGCAGGCGGAGGAAAGAGACAAUCAAUGCCCCGCCAGAAGUUGUAGAACCGUCAGAUGACGAGCAACGCGACAGACUAUCUCCCGACGAAGACUCUUCCAAGUCCUCUUGUUCAGGCGACAGAGUCCUACAACAAAGACCUAGCGCGAACUACCAUUCGCGACCGCAUCGAAACCACCGCAGGGAGCACCGCGAACGCAAGCAAUUGAAGAAACGAUCCGGCAGCUUGCAGCGACGCGAACUACUUGAGAUCAUUCAGGCCAACAUGGAGAAAAACCAUCUGAGCUUUCAAACUUCAAGAAAGCCCAGCGAACACGUCGCCAACGAAGAAGAGAUCACCAGCAAAUACCAAAAGCUAAGAAACAGAUCGUUCACCGUGAGCGAAAAACCAGUGAAUGCAUUCCAAAAGAGCAAAACCGAGAGCCCCGGCCACGGGUACUUGGACUUGGCCAGCGGUGGCGACUCCAAUUUGUGUAGAUACGACCGGUACCUUCACGCGGUGAUAUGCUCAUCGGCGCGGCACGCACACACGGGCUAUCAUCAGAAGCAGACUCAAACGCCGCGGACUCCGCGCGCAGCGCAAGUUCACCAUUCCCGUUCGCGAUCCCACGACCUACCCGCACAACUUUCCUCCACGCAACAACCCAGAGUGCUACAAAUCAUAUUCUUAUAGAAUCGCGAAAGGACACUGUCGCCGUCGACGCGGACGACAUUGUCCUUCUUUACAUUUUAGAAUAAUGCCAAUUUAACAUGUUAUUACUAACGAGUUACCAAACGCUAUACUAAAUUGUUUAUGCACCAUAGAAGCACAGUCACGAGUCGCUGAAUCGGGGUUUGUAAAUAAUAGGGUUUAGUUGAUAAUUCUGUAUUUAUUGAAAACGUUUACACGCGCAUGUGCAAAUGCGGAGAGUAAGAACUCGAAUUUGACAAAAUACGAAGUGAGACUAAAAUAUCUAGAAACAAAAAGGAAAAUUUGCUUAUAAAGCAUUUAUUGUUAUUUUAGUGGAUUUUCAAGUAUGGGUGCGGUAAAGUGAUUUGUAAUCUGUUACAAAAGACGUGACACUAAAGUACUUAAAAUGUUUUGUGAACGUGCCUUAUUUUUGAUACUCUGGAAGCGAAAGUUGUAGAUGUCAUGACUUAUUUAAAGACAAUGCGAAUUUCCAGAAGUUUCUUAGUAAAAGUUGACACUCCUCUUUAUUGUCGUGUAUUCAAAUAACCGUAUGAUGGACGUAUAAUAUUGAUUCUUAAAUAAUUAUUAAUAAGGUUUUUGAACACGCAUGGGUGGAAAUGUUUAGUUAGCCCUAUUACUUACUCUUUACUAACCUUGUUGUACCUUCUGCUAGUUAAGAAUGCUCAGUAGACGUACCUUUUAAAAACUCGAUAGAGUUUAUAGACUGAUUUUACCUAAAAGUAAGUAUCUACUUUUAAGUGUUCUGAAUACAAUAGUUUAUAAUAUUGUUAUGAUGCAUUUCAUUGUACAUAACUGUUUUUGUGGUACUUAACAAUCGAUGUUAUAAUAAAUUAUAACAUCAACUUGAAUAUUUGUCGAAUAUCUUACUUAUUUUGUUCUCUAUUGCAUUACCAGUAUCAGUAUUUAUUAAUUUAAGUGAAUGAAUGAAUCUCUUAUUAUGUUAAUAUCUACCUCUUAUUUGACCUUCAUUAUUAAUUUAUUGACGUACGAAUAGCGUAUUUUUAGUUUAGAUAGCUAUUGUGAUAAAUCUUAAUUGGAACUAUUAUUGUUCAAAGAGAAUGUUUGGC
Chilo suppressalis (striped riceborer) is the source of this 2778-nucleotide messenger RNA. The record is from the annotation of a GenBank genome assembly. Lineage: Eukaryota; Metazoa; Arthropoda; Insecta; Lepidoptera; Crambidae.